Pieris macdunnoughi is the source of this 207-nucleotide messenger RNA. Lineage: Eukaryota; Metazoa; Arthropoda; Insecta; Lepidoptera; Pieridae. The record is from the annotation of a GenBank genome assembly.
AUGGGUAAUGCUAGUGCAAAGUCAGCAGAGAUUCCGGAGCUACCGGCACCAGCUAAUGUUGAAAAACCAAAGCUAAAACCAUGCUGCGCUUGUCCUGAAACCAAAAGAGCAAGAGAUGCCUGCAUAAUUGAAAAAGGCGAAGAAGAAUGUGGAUCACUAAUUGAAGAACACAAAGCUUGCAUGAGAAAAAUGGGAUUUAACAUCUAG